This is a messenger RNA of Neltuma alba, 543 nucleotides long. RefSeq lists its product as uncharacterized. NCBI's taxonomy places the organism in Eukaryota, Viridiplantae, Streptophyta, Magnoliopsida, Fabales, Fabaceae. The record is from RefSeq and is a predicted model, not a curated record. Bases 1 to 543 code for a protein of 180 amino acids. Gene Ontology annotation, molecular function: zinc ion binding. The transcript has a single exon.
AUGGGGAUGAAAAGCUGGAAAAAUGGUGUAGGACCCAAUAUUGAAUCAAAGUUGUCGGAACAAAUAACAAGAGGUGCAUAUAUGGAGGCAACAUAUUAUGGUGAUGACCAUAUUUCGGUGAAGACAAUACGUGAGGGACGCAUCAUCUAUGUUGCUGUUGAUCUGAUUUCUCACAGAUACACAUGUUUGGCAUGGCAAAUGAGUGGAAUACCUUGUCCACAUGCUUGUGCAGCAAUCAAACUAGUUCAUCGUAGUGUGUAUGAUUAUGUAGAUGAUUGUUACAAAUUGUCCACACAGGAGAAAAUAUAUGCAAAUAGCAUGAGGCCAAUUGCAACACAUGAUUGCCCACAGCCUGAUACACCUACUGUGAGUCAUAUGCUGACCCAAACAUUCUUGCAUCCACCGAUAACCAAAAAGCCUCUAGGAAGGCCAAGGAUUAAUAGGAUAGAAUCUCAAUUCCAAAAUAAGAAGGUUUAUCAUUGUGGAAGAUGCAAAGAGCCUGGACAUACUGCCAAGACAUGCAAGAACCCAAAUCCCAGCUAA